Messenger RNA from Adineta ricciae, 2682 nucleotides. NCBI's taxonomy places the organism in Eukaryota, Metazoa, Rotifera, Eurotatoria, Adinetida, Adinetidae. The record is from the annotation of a GenBank genome assembly.
AUGAAAGUUCCGUACUUCUCUAUAAUACGCAAAGCAGGAAUCAGACAGAAGAGUUUGACUGCAUCUUCUAUAGAUGCGACUAUCUGCUGGAAUGGGCACCGAUGGAGUUUCGAUGAACUAUUAAAGAACGAAAUAUCACCAUGGGAUAUACUGUCCUGGAGUUCAAGUGUAGAGAAGGCGGCUGAUUAUGCUCGUGUUUUUUACAAUCGUUCCGAGAUAUUCGAAGAAGAUUCGUUUUUAUGCAAUUGCACCGAAGGGUUUUUUGGAAGAUGGUGCGAAUAUACUCUGCUGUUUGAUUCGUCAUUAUUUAGUAAGGCUUUGAAAACACUGUUUCAUGCGCACACAAAUUCACAAGAACGUCAAAACUGGGGUAAAAUUGUAUGUUAUCUGACUAUACCAUGUAAUUAUGGAAAGUUAUGUCUUGAUUGGAGAAAUAUUUGUGAUGGUCAACAGAAUUGCCUGAAUGGCAUUGAUGAAGAUAAUUGCGAUUUAUUAGAAUUUAAUGAAUGUGAAGCCGAUGAGUAUCGAUGUACAGAUGGCAUGUGUAUUGCAGAAGAAUAUUGGAUUGAUGGUAUGUUGGAUCAUCUUGAGGGGGACUGUGUGACAAGACCAUUAGCUGUCUUUUGUGAUGAUCUAAAGUGUCCUGCAGGUACUUGGUCGUGUGGAGAUGGUGAAUGCAUUUUGCACUUCAAUCGAUACAUAUAUCAAACAGCAGUUUCCAGAACAGAAGGUUGUUUCAAUAUGCGAGAAUGCAAUCAUAUGUGUGAAUUAGAUACGAAGGUUUUGUUAUGGUCAAAGCCAGAUGGUCUUUGCGUGCCAUUUGGCUACACUGAUACUUCUUUGAGCUUUUCUUCUAAUAUAAAUGUAUGUGUAUUCUUGAUUCGAUGUGCAUUUUCCAAAGGUGCUGAAAUCAGAUGUCCAUGCAACGGAACAAAUUGUGAUAAAGUAAUUAAACAAUUUUGUGGAUUUGAAGGCUGGUUUCCUUAUCCACAACCAUCUAUUAUCCGUCCAUGGUUUUGUACAAAACAAUUUCGGUGUCGAACUGGACAGUGUAUAUCGAAAGACUGGGUUUGUGAUAGAGAAUGGGAUUGUUCGGAUGCUAGUGACGAAUUUGGAUUGCCGGAAAAAUGGACUGAAAAUUACAAAACAUUACCAUUUCGAGAUUUCUGUGAUUUUGACUCUGAAUAUCCAUGCUAUCGUGCAUCAGUGCCUAACCCACUAAAUAUUACCGUGUAUAGUCCGUGUAUCAAUGUAACUCAAAUUGGAGAUGGUAUCAUCGAUUGUUAUGAAGGUCUUGAUGAAAAGAAUACGUUGGAGGAUUGCGCAGGAAAUAUGCUUGGAUUUACAUUACGCUGCGAAAAAGGAUGUGAUGAUAACGUUCACAGAUGUGCAAGUAACCGGGCGUGCAGUGCGUCCUUACUCUGUACUUCCCGAGGUGCAAAUUCCUCCUGGUGUGGUAAAGCGCAAGAUUUCAUUUGUUUAAACGGAAGCUGUGUCGAAAAUGCUCGUUGUGACGGUACAUACCAGUGUCCUUAUGGAGAAGAUGAACAUUGGUGUACCGUAUCUCAUUCCUAUUAUGAUAAUGUUAUGUAUCGAAGUUCGAAAUACAUAACUCGAAAUCAAAUAAAUCGUGAUCCUAAUAUACCAUUUUGUCCACAAAAAACGCCUCUUGGUAUAAGAAAAAACCAGCAUACAUUAACAUCUAAACAGACUCAUUCAGAACGAAUACAAGCGAAAACAUCAUCACUGAGCAGUUCACCACAAUUCGUAUACUCGUGUAAUCAAGGUUUUCCAUUGUAUAUCCCUAGUGAAAACUAUUAUAGGUGUGCUUGUCCGCCAACAUAUUACGGAACUUACUGUGAAUAUUUCGCUGAUUGUAUUUCAAUCAUUACUCAUUUGGAUUUAAAUACUCUUCCACCAUCACUGCAAUCAAAUUUACUGACCGUAGCCGUUUAUUUCGACUUUUCAAGCACUGUCAUUGAUCACCAUCUUUUCCAUGUUAAUCCUUCCUUGGAAAUGGGAAAUCCUAAUAGACAUCGAUUUCACCUAAUCUAUUCUCGAUCGAAUAAGUUUAUGAAGCAUAAACAACAGCGAUAUUCUAAUCGAGCAGAUAUAAUCAAUCAUCAUCCCUAUUCCAAUGUCACACAUGAUCCAUGUGCAAACAACACAUGCAAUUCAAAAUCAAUCUGUCGGCCGACAUUCCGCGGUAUUAUUGAUAAUGCUAACUACCCUCUUUGUAUUUGUCCAUUAGGACAUUUUGGUCCUCGUUGCUACUUGAAAAAUGAGGCUUGUAAGACUAAUCCGUGCGGACUAAAUUCAACUUGUUAUCCGUCGUAUGACCCUAGUGGAGAAAAACCUUUUAUUUGUAAAUGUGCCAAUCAAUUUUAUGGAGAUCAAUGCCAAUAUGAAAAACUUCAAAUUCAAAUUCGAAUCAAUAUGACAGCAGCAGCAACGGCCAGUAGCGUACAAUUUUACGGCAAAGUUAUGCGACUCAACGCAUUAUACUUAUUUCAUCAACAAAUAAUGCAUGGUGUGCCGAACAUAAUUCAUUAUAAUCAUGACCAGCAGGAUGCACCCGGCCUAGGAGUCUUGAAAAUCUAUCAAAAAUUAUCCGAUGCAAAAUAUUUUUUACCCUAUAUGCAACCAUCUAAUCAACCUAUAAAGCAGACUGUAACAAAGUAA